AUGAAAGAUAUUCCACAAAAGUAUCAUAUUUCAUUGAAUAGUGGUGAUCGUUCUUCCUGGGAAUCACCACUCCUCCACCAUGUAUUCGAGUUGCUUAUUUCAUCUUUGAAAUCAAAACAACAACAACAAUUGGAUGACACAGCAGAGCAAUCAUUGGAGUUUUCAAGUUUAGUAAGCAGUCUAUAUAAUCAUUAUAUUACCAAGUCAACAGUUACAAGUAGUGACGAGUUUGAAGAUGAUAUCAAAGAGUUUCUUGAAACAUUGUCAUCGAUUGGUGUUCCAAGUGAUGUCAUUGAAUGCAUCAGACUCUCAAAAUCCAUUACCAAUUCCACUGAUUCCCUUGCCAAUGAGCUCCUCAACAAAGCCAAACAAUCAAUUCGCAAACAUGACUAUGUAAAAGCAGUCGAGUUUUGCAACCAAGGAAUUGCGGUGACUGGUUUAUCGAUCGAAUCACAACCGAAACUCUAUUUCUAUCGUGGAUACGCCAAUGAAAUGUAUCGUUUACAAUCAGGACCAUCAGCAGUAUCAAAAGAAGUGAUUCUUCUUGACCUCAGUCGAACAAGUGCAAUCAAACCGAAAUGGAAAUGCACCCUAUUCCUGAUGGCAUUGAUUUAUUUCCAUGAUGACAAGUUUGAAGAAGCAAAAGCAACUGCCGAGGCAUGUUUAGUCUUGGACACACAGUAUAAGAAAGCCAAAGAUCUACUUGAUCUCAUCAACUACGAUCUAAGAAUGAUCUCUAUUGGAUACAAAGACGAUUUCCAAAAGUAUGAUGCUCAACAAUAUAAGGAUUUAUUGAAAGGUCGUAAUAUCAAUCCAGACAAUCUCAACCAAGCAUUUGUAAGUGAAGACAAGAACGUUGAGAAUGGAUUCAGAUAUCUCUAUGGUUAUGAUGGAACCACCAAAGACAUUGCCAAGUCACUUGAAUAUUUCCAAUCAUCACCAAACAAUGCUGAAGCACUUCUUUACUCUGGUAUUCUCCUUCAACAAGGUAAAACAGUUCGUCGUAAUCUCAAGGAUGCAUUCGAUUGUUUUGUUCGUUCCAAGGAUUUAGGUGGUUUAGAAUCAUAUUAUCAAAUUGCCAAAUGUUAUCGACAUGGUUUAGGUGUUGAUAUUGAUGUCAGUAAAGCUCAAGCAACUUUGGAAGAACGUAUAAAGAAAUCAGACAGAUUAGUGAAAAUGGAUCAAGAUCUUACUGAAUUAGGUGAAUUGUAUUUACAAAAUCAAGAUCCAGAAGUUUAUGUUAAAGCAGCUCAAUACUUCCAAAUGGCAGCUUCAUCUGGUUAUCCUGAUGCAAUGUUUUAUCUUGGAUAUGUCUAUCUCAAUGGAUUCGGUGUGGAGAAGGACUUGGAAGCUGCUGAAAUGUGGUUGAAACGUGCUGCCAAGAUGAAUCAUCCACGUGCACUCCAAAUGCUCAAUGCUGUCAAGAAUGAAAAGAAGAUUAGCGAACUACCUGAUUCCGCUCAAGAUUUAAUCAAAGAAAUACAAUCGAUUAACGUUGCAAGUAAACCAUCACCACUCCGAAGAGUCAAUGGAGAUAAUAAAUUCCCAAUCGACAAAUUGGAGAGAUAUGCCAAGACAUCAAAGAUUGCUGCAAAUCUAUUUGCUUCAAAGAGUCUAUUCUUCCACACUAUUGAAUUGAUGGAAACUGGAAAACCAUUGUUUACCAAACAAAUCAUUUCCAAUAUCGCCAGAUGCAUUGAAAUGACCGAUUUGGUUUUGGAUUUUUCGAUAUUGAUGGAGCAUUUCUUGCCAACUCUCGAAUGGUAUAUGAAAAGCUUCCCACCAGAUUACGAUGCUAGAUAUUGCUAUGCAUUUAUCAAAGGUGUGACCUCGCUUGACUUUGGACUUAGUUAUACCAAACAAUGUUUGCAAGAUUAUCCAGAUUCUCAUCAACUCUUUAUUCUCUGUUACAACUUGUAUGGAUUCAAAGCAAAUUGGAAAGAGGGUUUAAAUUGUCUAACAAGAGCAAAAGAAAUUGUAAAGGAGAAAGGAUUACCAGAAGAUCUUAAAAUUCUAUGCCAAACCGGUAUUUGUCGAUUGAAAUUGGAUGAAUCAGAUAAUGGUUAUAGAGGAAAUACUGAAACACUGAUUGCUGAUCUAUUGGAAUUUACACGACGUUGUGAAAAAGAUGACAGACAAAGACCACAAGUAUUUUAUCAUAUUGCUUAUAGAUAUUAUUGUGUUAAACAAUAUGAAAAGGCAGCUCAUUUCUACAAUUUGGGUUUGGAAACAGAAGUAGAUCAACUUCCAUUCUUUUUACCAGUGCAAAGUACACAUAAACAGACUUUGGAAGUACAUAUGAAAGCAAAACCAGAGAUGUUUAAACAAAAAGCAAAGGAACCUCCAAAAACAACACCAACCUUCACCAAAGAUGAUUUGAAAAAGAAUACUGAACAAACCACCUCAACUUCAGCAAUUUCAGCAUCUCCAACAACCUUAACAACUCCUUCAAAUACAAUAAGAUUAGCACCAUCAGUAUUGGAUAUACACAGAGCAAGAUCAACUGUGGAAUCUAAACAACGUGAAGUUUAUAUUACUAAUCUACGUGACUAUAUUGGUAAACUAGUUGGAGCGACAAUAUCAGGUACAUAUCUUGUUCAACAAUUUACAACCACACCAUUGCACAUGACUGCUAAGAAGCCACCUCAAGACAUUGGUGAUAAAUACAAAGAGAUUGUCGUCAAUGAAUUUGAUCCAAAUCGUGAUAUGGUAUACAAAGGAAGAUUCUUGAAGGGUAUUAUUGUUGAACGUCUCAUGAAGGCUGGAACCGGAGGUGCUCAUUCGAUUAUGAUGGACAACAAAGGUACCUAUAUGAGAAUUAGUAUCUAUGAUGAAUCAGUCGAAAACCAAUCGAUUGCCGAUCAAACUCUAUUUGUUGGUCAAGGUAUCACCAUCAUUGAUCCAUAUCUUAGAGUUGGAAUUGAUGGAGUUGGAUCAAUCAGAGUCAACUCCGUUAAAAACAUCUUUUCGGAUGGAGCUAAACCUAAUCAAGUGUGUUUCUAUUGCUUCAAAGCAUCAGAUAAACUUCAAAAAUGUGGUCAUUGCCUGAGUUCAUAUUAUUGUUCAAGAGAUUGCCAAGUCAGCGAUUAUAAACUUCUCAAACAUAAAUCAAUUUGUUUCAAGCCAUAA
This is a messenger RNA of Heterostelium album PN500, 3129 nucleotides long. RefSeq lists its product as uncharacterized. NCBI's taxonomy places the organism in Eukaryota, Evosea, Eumycetozoa, Acytosteliales, Acytosteliaceae. The record is from RefSeq and is a predicted model, not a curated record. Gene Ontology annotation, molecular function: protein binding. The transcript has 3 exons. The coding region runs from base 1 to 3129 and encodes 1042 amino acids.